GAGUUAGAUCUCGGAAUGGACAACAACAUAUCGAUGAAUCGAGUUCACACGACUCCCGGCUUCUCUCUCGUUAUCAAAAACUUCGAUGAUUCCGACACUGGAAUUUAUCGCUGUCACGGUCCGAAUGGCGAGGAAGAGGAAAAUAAAUACAACUACAGGCUCGAGGCCGUCCACAAGCCAAACGAAGACGUUGAAGUUUCCAGAGGAAACAUCACGGAUUGGGAAAAAUACCGAGAAGUUUAUCUUCAGCCUGUGACGGAUAGAUUCGCAGUAUCGAGGAUUAACGAGUUCGUGGAAAUUCGUGAGGCAGGUGUAGUCUUGGAAUUGGUCUCAGUAUGGACUCCCUGGGGCCCCUGCGAACGUUGUGUAAACAAAAAGGGCAUUAAAAGUAGCAGGGGUCAAUGCCGAGUAAAGCGACGUUUCACUAUUCGAGUAAAAUUCUUUCAUAUUUGCUUAUUGAAAAAACAAAUUAAGCUACGAUAUCACAGGGGGGGGGGGGGGGGAAUGCAUCAUACAAAAAUGAAAAGGUCGGAAUUUUUGGCCGUCCAAUUCCCCCUCGUGAGUAAAGCGACGAGAGAUUUGCCGGAGUUUAUACUCGAGGAAAAAUGCAAAGACUGUGUCCGCGUCAAAGUUACGAAGAGGAACGAUUUCAAGUACAAAAAACGUUACACAUUGGCGCAGGGAGCACACCUAACCAUAGUCUGUCCUGACGCGACGCACGAGACUAUGGUUGUUUGGCGCAAGGAUUCUCUCGUAUUGAAAAAAGGAAUGGGACGAUCUUUUCGAAGGAAAGACGCCGAGCCGAGAGUUCUCGUCGAUACUUUCUCGACUCUUUAUUUAAUCGAUGUUUCGAUCGACGAGGAAGGGAAUUACACUUGUUACGCUGAUAACGUCAAAAUGUUGCAGGUCCAAAUUCGUGUUUUCUCGAAAUCACGGCUAUUGACACAGGCGUUUCUCCGGCACGUGGGCUAUUUGGGAUUCAUAUUUUUACUGACAUCGUUUUGCUACUGCGGCGGCCUAAUCAUCGUGUGCAGAGAAAAGGACAAGUUCAAAAUAAAAAAUAUCGAAGAUGUCGAAAACGAUUGAGAACAAGAAAUUCCGUUUUACGUCAUUUGCCACCUCGAUUUUCGUUUUUUUUUUCUUUCUUUUAUCAAUUGCUUUAAUAAGUUACGAUAAUAAAAGUUGAUAAAAUUAACAA
Molecule: messenger RNA, 1198 nt
Organism: Venturia canescens
Lineage: Eukaryota; Metazoa; Arthropoda; Insecta; Hymenoptera; Ichneumonidae
Exons: 5
Coding region: 16-1086 (356 amino acids)
Source: RefSeq, a predicted model, not a curated record